Messenger RNA from Eruca vesicaria subsp. sativa (arugula), 894 nucleotides. Lineage: Eukaryota; Viridiplantae; Streptophyta; Magnoliopsida; Brassicales; Brassicaceae. The record is from the annotation of a GenBank genome assembly.
AUGUCUCACCGGAGACUUUCCUCUGCGGAAAAAGGAAAAGGUCUCGAUCUUGUUUCUCAACAACCGGCAAGGAAUGCUCGCGAUCAGAAUGCUCGAGGGAUUCCUCCUCUGUCUAGACAUGAUGAGUUUCCUCAAGAAGUGCUUGAUGGUGCGCUCUCUAAGGCACGCGAUGCUAUGAUCCAAUAUACUCUGAGUGCUGAUCCCUCGGAAAGACAAGUUCGUCAGGAACGGAUGAGACAAGCAGAAGAACGAGGACAGUUGGAAAACACUGCACUCCUAAUCGCUCGUGCCGACUCUACCAGAGAUUUGGUUGACAAGGAGUAUCUCCAGGUCACCCCACCGCGCCCCCUGAUGAGCCAAAGAUUGGGACCUAUCGCACCUAUCCAGGAGGCUAACUCAGGGGAAAUCCUUGCUGCGACCACGUCUUCUUCCCGAGACAGACUCCACCCUUCACUCCGUUUGGGACCACAGCCUCUAUCCCCUCCUCGGUCACCCGAGGACAAGGGAGCAAGUCAUUCAGACCGUGUAGAGCGAAUUCCUGCUGUGAUGAGACUCGGUCCCUCAAGUGACCCCCCAAUGAAGGAGCUAGAUACAGAGACAACAACGGCAAAGCGCAAACCAGGCCGCCCUCCAGGAAGUGGCAAGGGGAGUAUUAAGAAAGGCACCCAAGCUGUAGUACCUCCCAGAAGAAGAACGGCAUCAAAUAGGCCUUCCCCGCGACGGAAGGGAGCUAUUCAUGCUGCCACAACCUCUAAAGCUGCAUCAUCCAAAGCAGCUAAAAUGAAAAAUGCCAGAGGUCCUAUUGUAGGGACUGUGAUGAUGGCAAGUUCACGUCCUAUUGGAUCGAAGAAAGCAAAAAUCAAAAGGAAGACUAGCAAAGGCGAGAUUUACUAG